Messenger RNA from Geodia barretti, 645 nucleotides. NCBI's taxonomy places the organism in Eukaryota, Metazoa, Porifera, Demospongiae, Tetractinellida, Geodiidae. The record is from the annotation of a GenBank genome assembly.
AUGGACACCGAUAAAUUACGCAGAGAAUAUAGAGCACAGAGUGGACAUCUGCUUGAAGAGAACGCCUCGUCCGAUCCGUUUGAACAGUUUGAGCAAUGGUUCGCAGAUGCGAUUGCCGCUAAACUUGAUUUGCCGGAUGCUAUGACGUUAGCAACGGCAACGCCACAAGGGAUUCCAUCUGCCCGAAUGGUGGUACUCAGAGGCUUUGAUGCGAACGGUUUCUGUUUCUACACUGACUAUGAGAGCCAAAAGGGAAAGGAACUCGCGGAGAAUCCGAACGCCGCGUUGGUGUUCUAUUGGCGUGAACUCGACCGGCAAGUUCGGAGUACGGGUAUUGCUGAGAAGAUGAGUGCUGAAGAAUCAGAUGCCUAUUUCGCCAGCCGUCCCGUCGAGAGUCAACUCGCCGUGCAGACAGAACGCCAAAGUCUUGUGAUUGCGGGACGAGAGCACCUUACAGAGGGAUUCCAACGGGCAGAGCAGACAUAUUCACAGGAUACUAUUUCACGACCGCUUCAUUGGGGUGGGUACCGACUCGUGCCGAACCUGUUUGAAUUUUGGCAAGGGUGUCCAAGCCGCCUUCAUGAUAGGCUCUGUUAUACGCUAUUGCCCGAUGGAGCAUGGGAGAUGAAACGCUUGUCGCCGUAG